This is a messenger RNA of Pseudomassariella vexata, 621 nucleotides long. RefSeq lists its product as uncharacterized. Lineage: Eukaryota; Fungi; Ascomycota; Sordariomycetes; Amphisphaeriales; Pseudomassariaceae. The transcript has a single exon. Bases 1 to 621 code for a protein of 206 amino acids. The record is from RefSeq and is a predicted model, not a curated record.
AUGAAGGUCCUUCAUAUUGCCUCGACCCUUUCCCUGGCACUGAGAACAGUGUCUGCCGACUGGAAAUCAACCAGCUAUGUUGGUGGCUUUGGUGGUGACUACGAUGGCGACAUCCUUGGCUUGCUGUAUGGAAGCUAUCACAGUGGUCAGAGUUUGCAUCAAGGACCAAGAGAAGAAACACAAACCGGAAGAUACAAUGGUUUAGCUCUGGUCACGAAUGGUUUCAUCCGGGGACUUUCGCAAAGCCAGCCAGAGAUUCAAGAUACCCGCAGCAUGCCUGAAGAUAUUGCCACUGCCAUCGACGCGCUGAGUGCCCCGAGUGCAGCAGUCAUUGACGAACAAGAAUUCAUUUGCACGACCGACGCCCGCAAUAAGCCGAAUUCUCACCGCAUGAAGACAUCAGCCUUGACGACGACGUUCAGCUGCUACUCAGAAGACACAACUGCGACGAAAGUGGCCGAGUUACCUACCAACACCGCUGAAUCAGAGGCAAAUGCCAAAGUGGGAUUCUUCGACAGUAUAACGACACUAUCACCGCAGUUACCUGCGUCCUUCACCUUCACCGCGAAUCACGGCAUCCAAGUUAGCAUCAUUCUACUAGGUUUGAUUGUCUUUUGGUGA